Molecule: messenger RNA, 2685 nt
Organism: Rhincodon typus (whale shark)
Lineage: Eukaryota; Metazoa; Chordata; Chondrichthyes; Orectolobiformes; Rhincodontidae
Gene: pm20d1.1
Product: peptidase M20 domain containing 1, tandem duplicate 1
Exons: 12
Coding region: 141-1700 (519 amino acids)
Biological process (GO): amino acid metabolic process
Molecular function (GO): hydrolase activity, acting on carbon-nitrogen (but not peptide) bonds, in linear amides
Source: RefSeq, a predicted model, not a curated record
ACUACAGCUCCCCCUGAGUAUUGCAAUUGACAGAGAGAGACAGAGCUGUGUUAGCACAGAACUGCGGGAGUCUGUGCUACUGCUGGUAAUACUGGGGAGGAGAAAGUGGGGUGUGUUUUAUUUUAUGUUGGAAAGGAGAGAUGAAAAAUACAAGAGGCAGGGUUAAAGUCGCCCUGAUCAUCCUGCUGGUUCUGCUGUCUGUGUUUCUAAUAUUUCUGAGCGCUUUGUUAAUCAGGACCUACACAUUCAGCGCUGCUGGGAACCAGGACUCCAGCUACUUUGACAGGAGUCAUGCAGCUUUUGCAGCAAACUUCAGCGAGUCUGAAGGAAAACUACUUCUGGACAAUUUGAAAGGGGCACUUCGUAUCCGCACUGUCAGCCGCAACGCCACUGACUUUGACAUCUCCGCCCUGGAAGAGUUUGGAGACUUUUUGCCUAAAGUAUUUCCCACUGUGUUCUCAUCGAACCUUGUACAACAUGAGAUUAUCGCUAAGUACAGUCACUUGUUUACUGUCCGUGGAUCAAACGACAGCCUCCAGCCAUUCAUGCUGAUUGCCCACCUGGAUGUGGUCCCUGCAUUGGAAGAAGAGUGGGAUGUUCCACCGUUUUCUGCGGAGGAGAAGGAUGGCUAUCUAUACGGACGUGGGUCUAUGGACGACAAGUCGUCUCUUAUGGGAAUCCUCCAAGGUCUGGAAUUUUUACUGAAACGAGGCUACAUACCCUGUCGAUCGUUCUACAUUGGAAUUGGACAUGAUGAAGAGGUUGGGGGAAACAAUGGAGCUAAAAACAUAGCAAAAGUCCUGCAGUCCAGAGGAGUAAAGCUCUCCUUUCUUCUGGAUGAAGGCUCAGUUAUACUCGAUGGAGUUAUACCAGGGCUGAACAAACAUGCUGCAAUUAUAGCUACCUCUGAAAAGGGAUUUGCUACCGUUAAUUUGAAUGUGAGUGUGGACACUGGCCAUUCCUCAAUGCCACCAAAGGAGACUAGCAUUGGAAUCUUGGCAGCUGCAGUGUCCAAACUGGAAAAGAACCCAAUGCCCAGAAUGUUUGGGCAAGGACCAGAACGUGGAUUGUUUGAACAUCUGAGUCCUCAGCUCCACUUUCCUCUGAACAUGGUCAUGGCCAACCUGUGGCUGUUUUCUCCGAUUGUUAGCAGAAUGAUGGAGAAGAAACAAAGUACAAACACUAUUGUCCGUACCACCACUGCAGUUACAGAGUUUCAUGCUGGGAUUAAGGCUAAUGUGAUAGCUCCUUUCGCGAGGGCAACUGUGAACUUCCGGCUCCAUCCAGUCCACACUCUGGAUCAGCUUCUCCAGCAAAUUCAGCAUAUUAUUUCUGAUGAACGAGUGAAGAUUGAAGUUCUGCAGCACUAUCCCUCGCUCCCAAUGAGUUCUUACGAUGAUACUUCAUUCGGCUAUCAAGUUAUCAAAGGGACCAUUCAAAACAUUUUCCCUGAAGUAGCUGUUGCUCCAGGUUUGUGCAUUGCAAAUACAGAUACCAGGCACUACCAGAAACUGACCAAGGAACUCUACAGAUUUAUUCCAAUGAUAUUGAAGCAAGAAGACGUAACUCGGGUACAUGGCGUGAAUGAAAGAAUAUCAGUAAAGAACUAUGAAGAAAUUGUGAAGUUCUAUUUCCGACUACUGCAGAACUCUGAUCUAAGCAGUCUACCAUCUUCCCGCAUUCCCUCUUGUGACCUGUAGAAAGUUCCUGGAUUGGCACGGACUGCUUUCUCUAACUUAUGUUGCAAAUAUUCCCAUAACAUUCACUCAAAAUCCAACUAAAAUUCAACCACACAUAUUUACCUCUCAACGUUGUUGGAGAUUGGGACAACAUGUCUUAACUUUGCAGACUUUUAUCGAUGGGUGUGAUUAGCGUAACUAAUAUAAGGAAUAAGAAUUGUGAAACAUCUCAAUGACUCAAUGUGUGAAACAGGGUUUAUCCUCUGGUCUGAGAUGAAUUGGUUUAUUGUGCUUAGACUCGGAAAGGUAGGGAGAACGUGAUGGAGGUGGGUGGUGGGGAUUGGAAAGAGAGAAAAGAAUUAGCUAGGGUUACCAGUUCCUGAUACGACACAGUAGCCCUGAGCUGGAAAUGUUAAUGUGUGGCUGAUGCUGGGUAGAGAAGGUUACACAUUUACAUUCGCCUGUAAAUGUGAAUGGUAGAAAGGAAGCACAUGUACUGGACAAAUAUUGUCUCUUUUGGAACUGCAUCAGCAACUACUACAAUGAUGAUCCAAGAGACAUAGCAACAAAUAUUAGAAAAGAGUUGAAAAGACCAUUACAAGGUAUGCUAAUACCUACAAAUUACAACUGUAUUGAAUCAACAUAUACAUCAAAAUGAAUAUGUAUGGAUAUUGUCAUCUGCCUUAGAGAAUGUUCCUACUGGAUUUAUCUGCGUGGUAAAUAACAUUAUCCAACACCUUUCACAGGUGAUGCAGUUUGUGGAAUUAUGUUUAAUGAAAAAAUUUUAAUGAUAGUUUCACAGUAAUAUUUAUAUAAUUAUUCAGGGUAGUCACAAUGAAGGCCUAUAUUUAAAAAUCAUUUAUACAUGAAUUAUAAGGGGCAGAUUGAGGCCCUUUGAGUCAGGAAAAUUCUUCAAUGCCAUUCUUGUGGCUUCACAACACUAUGUUUUAUUUUUGCCAGAACAGUAUUAAAUUUAUUGCAUAAUUAAAGACAUAUUUGAAACCUG